AACCAACGAAAUCGAGCUUCCCUUUCACAGGGCGCGCGCCGCGCCGCCACAUCCCCCGCCCCCGCCCCCUCCCCUCGCCCAAACCCUAGCUAGAAUCGCUCGACCCCCUCAUGCUGCGCGCCGCGGCGGCCGCCGCCGCCGUCUUCCCCUCGCGGUUCGCUGCCGCGCCGGCCGUGGCGGCGGUUGAGGAGGUCAGGUCGCCGCUGCUCAGGGUUUUGGGGGCGCUCCGAGGCGGCCGGGUCUCGACGCUCGGGAGGAGGGCGCGCUUCUGCUCCAACUCCGCCGGGAGCGACUCCGAGGCGGCGGCGGCGGAAGCUAAGGCCGAGGAUGCGGUUGCUGCGGAAGGGGAGGCGGACGGCAAGGCGUCUUCCGCCAUCGUGCCCACCGUCCUCCGCCCUGAGGACUGCCUCUCGGUCAUAGCACUGCCUCUCCCACAUCGUCCACUCUUUCCUGGAUUUUAUAUGCCGAUCUAUGUAAAGGACCAAAAGCUGUUGCAAGCCUUAGUAGAAAACCGCAAAAGAUCCAUCCCAUAUGCUGGAGCAUUUCUUGUGAAGGAUGAAGAAGGUACUGACCCAAAUAUUGUGACCAGCUCAGAUUCAGAUAAAAGCAUUGAUGAUCUUAAAGGGAAGGAGUUGCUGCAGCGCCUUAACGAAGUUGGUACACUUGCUCAGAUAACUAGCAUUCAAGGGGAUCAGGUUGUGCUACUUGGUCACCGUCGUUUAAAGAUAACCGAAAUGGUUCAGGAGGAUCCACUUACAGUAAAAGUUGACCAUCUUAAGGAAAAACCGUACGAUAAGGAUGAUGAUGUUAUAAAAGCAACUUCAUUUGAAGUUAUAUCCACCUUGAGGGAGGUUCUCAAGGCAAGUUCCCUUUGGAAGGAUCAUGUGCAAACCUACACACAGCACAUGGGUGAUUUCAACUACCCACGGUUAGCUGAUUUUGGUGCUGCUAUUUCUGGUGCCAAUAAGUUUCUUUGCCAGGAGGUGCUUGAGGAAUUGGAUGUAUAUAAACGUCUAAAGUUAACUCUUGAGUUAGUCAAGAAGGAGAUGGAGAUUAGUAAGUUGCAGCAAUCCAUUGCAAAAGCAAUUGAAGAAAAAAUAAGUGGGGAUCAGCGGCGUUAUUUAUUGAAUGAGCAACUUAAAGCAAUCAAGAAGGAGCUAGGUUUGGAGACUGAUGACAAAACAGCAUUGUCUGCAAAAUUUAGGGAGCGGAUUGAAGCAAAGAAGGAGAAAUGUCCUGCUCAUGUUUUGCAAGUCAUUGAAGAAGAACUCACAAAGCUUCAGCUGUUGGAAGCCAGUUCUAGCGAGUUUAAUGUAACAAGGAAUUAUUUGGACUGGUUGACAGUAUUGCCAUGGGGAAACUAUAGUGACGAAAAUUUUGAUGUACAUCAUGCUCAACAAAUCCUUGAUGAAGAUCAUUAUGGGCUGAGUGAUGUCAAAGAGAGAAUAUUGGAAUUUAUAGCAGUUGGCAAGCUAAGGGGAACUUCACAAGGAAAGAUCAUAUGUCUUUCUGGGCCACCAGGAGUUGGUAAAACUAGUAUUGGUCGAUCAAUUGCACGUGCGCUGAACAGGAAGUUUUACAGGUUUUCUGUUGGAGGUUUAGCUGAUGUGGCAGAAAUCAAGGGGCAUCGGCGUACGUAUGUUGGUGCAAUGCCAGGGAAGAUGGUGCAAUGUCUUAAAUCAGUUGGAACAGCAAAUCCUCUAGUAUUGAUUGAUGAAAUCGACAAGCUUGGGAGAGGGCAUUCUGGUGAUCCAGCCAGUGCAUUGUUGGAACUUUUGGACCCUGAGCAGAAUGUUAAUUUUCUUGAUCACUACCUUGACGUUCCUAUUGAUCUAUCCAAGGUCCUUUUUGUUUGCACAGCAAAUGUUAUUGAGAUGAUACCAAAUCCAUUACUGGACAGGAUGGAGAUCAUUGCAAUAGCUGGUUAUAUAACUGAUGAGAAGAUGCAUAUUGCUCGGGAUUAUCUAGAGAAGAACACAAGAGAGGCUUGUGGCAUUAAACCUGAACAGGCUGAGGUUACAGAUGCUGCUCUUCUUGCCCUUAUUGAAAGUUACUGCCGAGAAGCAGGAGUGCGGAAUCUUCAAAAGCAAAUUGAGAAAAUUUACCGCAAGAUAGCUCUGCAACUUGUUCGCCAAGGGGUAUCAAAUGAGCCAACUCAAGAAGCUGCCAUUGUAACAGCGAGCGAAGAACCUAAUGGUGGCGAUAGUGCAAACAAGUUGAAAGAUGAGACUAUGGAGGAUCCUGCUACAGAGAAUGCUGCAAUGACCAAUGCUGAUACUGCCUCAAAGGAAGCUAGCGAAUUAGAUUUACUGAAUAGAACAGUCGAUCAUGAUGUGCAUCCAGCUGAAACACCCAAAGAAGCUGUUUUAACUGAUUCAGCCCUAUCGACAGACAAGUUGUGCACACCAGAGGGCAACAAGGAUAUGGAGGGAGCCAAGGAAGAGUCAGCUGAUAAGGCAGUUGAGAAGGUAGUAAUUGAUUCGUCAAACCUUGGAGAUUAUGUUGGGAAACCUGUUUUCCAAGCUGAGCGAAUAUAUGAGCAGACUCCUGUUGGAGUUGUCAUGGGUUUAGCUUGGACUGCUAUGGGUGGUUCUACUUUAUACAUUGAAACAACGAAAGUGGAGGAAGGAGAUGGGAAAGGUGCACUUGUGAUGACCGGCCAGCUUGGAGAUGUCAUGAAAGAAAGUGCUCAGAUUGCGCAUACUGUUGGUAGAGCUAUAUUACUAGAUAAAGAGCCAGAAAAUCUGUUCUUUGCAAACUCAAAGGUACACUUGCAUGUUCCAGCAGGGUCCACCCCUAAGGAUGGCCCCAGUGCUGGAUGCACCAUGAUCACAUCAAUGUUGUCCUUAGCUAUGGGAAAACCUGUUAAGAAGGACCUUGCGAUGACGGGUGAAGUAACAUUAACUGGCCGAAUCCUUCCAAUUGGCGGGGUCAAAGAGAAGACCAUUGCUGCCAGGAGAAGUGCAGUAAAGACAAUCGUAUUCCCAGCAGCGAAUAAAAGGGAUUUCGAUGAGCUUGCUCCCAAUGUGAAGGAGGGUCUUGAAGUUCAUUUUGUUGAUACAUACAAUGAAAUAUUUGAUAUAGCUUUCCAGAGUGAGACUCAGACAGAAACAAGCUAGCAGUUCAGGUUCAAGUGUUGAGAUUGUUGAGAGACAUGGGCACCAACUGAAUACCCAAGGGAGUUUUGCAGCUAGACUAUUCUUUGCAACAUCAAAAAUAACUUGAUUGAUCACCCUUUUUUUUUGUACGCGCCGUGUAGCAGUAAAUGUUAAGUAAAAAUUUUGGCAAGAAUGUUGCAGCAAGAUGGCUGGGGAAGUAUCACAAAGAAAAAACUAUUGUAAACUAAUUCUUAUAAUGAACGAGGUCUGGCCAUUCAUCCAUUUUGUUUUCUGGCGAGCCAGAGUUUCGUUAUUUCUUUUCCGUUCUGAUAGUCUUGGAGGUGUUGUCGUUCCUUGUUGGUAUGGUAUGUAAGUGAACUCGUUUGUAAGAAUAAAAUUAAAGGAAAUGCCUUAAAGAA
Molecule: messenger RNA, 3517 nt
Organism: Oryza sativa Japonica Group (Japanese rice)
Lineage: Eukaryota; Viridiplantae; Streptophyta; Magnoliopsida; Poales; Poaceae
Source: RefSeq, a predicted model, not a curated record